Molecule: messenger RNA, 1669 nt
Organism: Microcebus murinus (gray mouse lemur)
Lineage: Eukaryota; Metazoa; Chordata; Mammalia; Primates; Cheirogaleidae
Source: RefSeq, a predicted model, not a curated record
CAAGUGCUGGAUUUACGGGAAGUUGAUGAGAACUUCUGGAGCAUGUGGUGUGGAGCCCCUAAUGUUCGGAAAAUCAUGUUCCGCCACUUCCCCGGGUGUAUCUACUGUUCACCAAGGAUAGGGGCAGAGAUCAUGUGGGAACUGAUCUCUACAUUCCGCAAGCUGGACAAGCUCCAGAAGCUUCACCUGGACAUGGUGAAUUUCUUCAAGAACCAUCUGCAGCAGUUAGUCAGGUUCCUCAAGAACCCCUUGGUAUCCUUCACAAUAACUGGGUGCUGGAUUUCAGAAUCACAAAUGGACCGCCUGUUCCUGUCCCCAAGCAUUCAUCAGCUAAAGGAGCUGGACCUGACUGGCACCAUACUGAGCGAUUUCAAUCCUGAGCCGUUCCAAAUUCUACUAGAGAAAGUUGCAGCCACCCUGGAGGUCCUCAUCUUGGAGGACUGUUGGAUCACAGACUCCCAGUUGAAUGUCAUCCUCCCUGCCUUGAGCCGCUGCCACCAGAUCAUCAACACAACUUCUGUGGGAACCAAAUCUCCAAGUCUGUCCUAGAGAACCUGUUGCACCACACUGUAAGGUUAGAAAGGUUAAACUCAGUGAUAUUCCCUGUCCCCCUUGAGUGUUACAGUGGUAAUUCUGACAGUAUCUACUGGGGGAGAUUUCUCCAGCUUCAGGCUUGGCUGAUGGAGAUACUGAGGAAUACUCAGGCCUUAAGGAAGCCCGAAGUCAUUCUCUUCCGUACCCUGCCCUGCCCUACCUGUGCCAGUAGGGCAUCCUAUGACCUGGAGCCCAGUCCAUGCAGCUGUGGGAGGCUUGGAAGGGAACCAUGAGAAGUGUGGCAAUGGUUCUAAAGAAACAGCCGGAAAUAAAGGGAACAUGAGCUUAAAAACAUGAGCUUAAAUUGUCUUGUGUCUUCUGUGAUCAAUUAGCCUGCUUUUCAAUUUGAAUCUCAGGGAUCUCCAGUUACUGAUGUGGGGAACAGAGGCACUUCAGACUCUGAUCAAUGAGGUUCCAAUCCGGGAACAGAAGCUAAGAAAAUGAAAUCGUUCUUAUUUUGAUGGAUUCUCUCCUUUAACCUCUUCCUGGAUAUCUGUUAUGCCCUUGUCUAUUCCUGUGCUGUCCGGUGGGAUAAUACACACAAUAUGCACACCCAGGGUCAGGAACAUUCUCUGUGGGAGUGAGCCUGAGCAACUAGACUAAAGCCCCUUCUUCCCAGGGUCCGUCACUGCUAACCAAUCUGGGACCCAGUUCACUCCUGAUGAAUGCAUUGAAUUUCCACAGUUGCUGGCUAUUGGCUGUUCCAGAAAAGGAGUUCACUAAAAAGAUGUGGCCCCUGCUCUGGAAGGGGCAUCCAUGCUGUGUGCUGCCCGGAGAGUCAGGGAACCGCCAGUCCAUGCCUGCCUUGGGAUCUGGAGGCCAUAGUGUUUUCUGAACUAAAGUCUGAGCCAGUAAGACACCCAUGUUCUCUUAAGCAAAAAGCUAAAAUCAUUUAGGCUUGUAGCGUAUUUUAAAAAUGUCCAUCCCACAUUAAAACAACUCACAUCCCCUGACACAGCCACCUCACAUUCAUGAGAGAACUUCCUACAACAUCCCCUAUCGAGGAAGUCUGACAGGACAUGUUGUGAUACUGGCAUAGCAUCAGGAUGAGUAAUGGUAAGUACCUGUGAGUAAU